AUGGCUGCGGUGCGUGGCCGGGAUCCCGGUGCCGGCUGCGGCAUCUCGGGCGCGCUCCGGCUGUCCCCAGGGUCCAGCAGCCGGCUGGCGGGGAUUGGGGAAGGUCGGGAAGGUUCCCUGGCAGCGAUGGAGGAAGGCGAGGACGGCCCGGCGGGGGAGAAGAGCCCCUCGGAGAGGGAAGGGGCCACCUCGGACCACGAGGGCUCUGCCGAGCACGACGCCUCCAGCCCCCCUGGCAGCGAAGAGGUGGCUUCCAGAGAUGCCCCGGAGAGUCCGAAGGAGCUGGAGAACCCGGAUCCUGGAGAAAACCCACAGGAGCCGGACGCCUGGAAUGGGCCAGAUGAGCUGGAUCUGGCCAUGCAGGACGGGGAGAGGCAGGUGCGAACCCGCAGGAGCCUCCCCGAGGGCUUCUCCUGGGGACCCUUCCAGGGCAGCAUCCACAGCGAGCCAGCAUCACCGGGACACGGUGAGACGCAGAGCCCACCCGUGACACUGGUGCUGGGGGACGAGAGCUGCUGGCUGUCCCGGCUGCCCCUCGUGCCCGGAGAGCCCGAUGCCAACGCCGUGAUCUACCGGAAAGACGAAGCCCUGUGGUGCCGGACGACGCGCGCCCUGCGGGAGGACGAGGCCGUGUGUGCCUUCGUGGUGGCGGAGCCGCCGGCCAUCCCCAACCACCACGCGGUGAAAGUGGAGCCCGGCGACUCACCAUACCCGGCCGCGCUGCACUCCGACAUCCAGCUGCUGCCGCAGCAAGCCGGCAUGGCCGCCAUCCUGGCCACCGCCGUGGUUAACAAGGACGUCUUCCCAUGCAAGGACUGCGGGAUCUGGUACCGCAGCGAGCGCAACCUGCAAGCCCACCUGAUGUACUACUGCGCCAGCCGGCAGAGCGCCGGCUCGCCCGCCCUGGAGGAGAAGCCCAAGGAGACCUACCCCAACGAGCGCGUCUGCCCCUUCCCCCAGUGCAAGAAGAGCUGCCCCAGCGCGAGCUCCCUGGAGAUCCACAUGCGGAGCCACAGCGGAGAGCGGCCGUUCGUCUGCCUGAUCUGCCUGUCCGCCUUCACCACGAAAGCCAACUGCGAGCGUCACCUGAAGGUGCACACGGACACCCUGAACGGCGUUUGCCACAGCUGCGGCUUCAUCUCCACCACGAGGGACAUCCUCUACAGCCACCUGGUCACCAACCACAUGAUCUGCCAGCCAGGCUCCAAGGGAGAGGUGUAUUCACCGGGGCCAGCCCUGCCUGCUGCCAAACCCCUCGCCCCCGGGCUGAGCCAGACGAACAACGCGUCCCUGCGGAAGUGCAGCCUGCCAGCGUUCCUGCCCGAGCCCCCGCCCGGCCCCGACGCCGUGCCCCCGCCGGCACCACCCGCCUCACCCCCCGAUGCCAGGGCCGGCAAGCUCUCGCCACCAGCCCAGCCGCAGAACGGGGAAGGUCCAUCAUCCUCCUCCUCCUCUUCUUCCUCCUCCUCCUCCGGUGAGGCCGUCCGCAUCAAGGAGGAGCCCACAGGCAGCCCGGCAAGUGAGGCAGAGGCACCAAAAAGCAGCAGCCCUGGGGAGCGUGACGGCAGCCCUGAUGCCUGCUCCCGGACCUCGUCGCCCCGCAGCCUCCCCUCGGCAAAGGUCAAGUCGGAGCUCGCCAGCCCCACGCCGGGCUCCAGCCCAGUGCCCAGCGAGCCAGGGACGGGCACGGCCGGUGGCACCGUCUUCCUACCCCAGUACGUGUUCGGCCAUGAAGCCGCGGUGGUGCCACAGGCAUCGGAAAUCCUGGCGAAGAUGUCGGAGCUGGUGCACAGCCGGCUGAAGCAGGGCCAUGGCGGCACGGUGCCGCCCGCCAUCUAUGCCGGCACGCCGGUGCCCAAGGGUGCCACGUGCUUUGAGUGCGAGAUCACCUUCAACAACAUCAACAACUACUACGUGCACAAGCGCCUCUACUGCUCCAGCCGGCACCUCGCCGAGGACAGCCCCCCCGGGGCGCGCAAGCUCAAAGCCCCCCCUGGGGCACCCAAGGGUGCUCCUGCCCCAGGGACGCUGCUGUCCCCCCUGGUGGGUGACGGGCAAGGGACACCGGCGGGGGACGGGGACGCCGGCCGGGAUGCCACACCACCAGCCGCCCCACCGGAGGUGAAGGCGGAGGAGGGGGGGGCUGCCCCCUCGCCCCGCUCCAGCCCGGAGGCCGACGGUCCCAUCGACCUGAGCAAGAAGCCGCGGCGGCAGGGCGAACCGACACCGGCACCGCUGCUACCCUUGGCCGACUACCACGAAUGCACCGCCUGCCGCAUCAGCUUCAACAGCCUCGACAGCUACCUGGCCCACAAGAAGUACCAGUGCCCGGCCACCCCGCUGCAGCCCCGCACCCUCGAGCACCUCCAGAAGAUGAAGGGGUCCAUGCCUGCCCCCCUCAAGGGUCGCCGCAGCCCCAGCAGCCCCGGCGAGGGGGACCCCGAAGGCGUGCGGGUGAGGGCGGCUCCAGCGGGGAGCCCCGGCAUCCCCUACCCUGGUGCAUCCGGGGCGGACUCGCUGCAGCGUCACCCCAAGGGUCCCCUGCCACCCCCGGGGGCAAAGGGACCCCUCUCCGCCUGUCCCUACUGUCCCCUCAAUGGAGCCGUCAAGGGCGACCUCCUCGAGCACUUCCGUAACGCCCACGGGCUCUUCGUGGCCAAGCCGGCGGUGGCCGGGCAGGGGCUCCCCGACCCCCCAGUGCCCGGUGCCGGCAGGACGCCCGAGCCCCCGCUGCCCCCGGAGGGACUGCGGGAAGCUGCCCGCAAGCCCCCCACGCCCCCCGCCUACACGGACAGGGGGGUGCAGACCCCCCCGGCCAAGGCUGUGCCCGGCCCCGUGCCCAACGGCAACCACAGGUACUGUCGCCUCUGCAACAUCAAGUUCAGCAGCCUCUCCACCUUCAUUGCCCACAAGAAGUAUUACUGCUCCUCCCACGCUGCCGAGCACGUCAAGUAA
Molecule: messenger RNA, 2955 nt
Organism: Nipponia nippon (crested ibis)
Lineage: Eukaryota; Metazoa; Chordata; Aves; Pelecaniformes; Threskiornithidae
Source: RefSeq, a predicted model, not a curated record